AUGACCACCGCCGCGUCGCCCACGCCGUCGUCGCGCUUCGAACUGAUCACGUCGACCCUGCUCGACGCCGGUCGCGUCGACGACGCGCCGCUCGACGUCGCGCUCGACGUCGACGCCAGUUCGUCCGCCAAUCUUCCCGCGCGUCCGCUCUCGCGCGCCGACUACUUCAGGCGCCUGCGCGCGUUCAGAGACUGCGUGCGAUGGAACUUCGACAAGCCGAGCGCGCUGCAAGGGCCCGCGUGCGCGGCGCGAGGGUGGACGCUCGAGGCGAGAGAUUUGCUGCGGUGCGAGACGUGCGAAGCGCUGUUGGCGUACCCGGGAAACGUGGAUAAAUUAGACGAAGACGCGCGAAAAGACGUCAACGAACGCGUGAUGAAAGACUUAGUCGACACGCACGAGCGCGGGUGCGCGUGGCGGGAGACGGGAUGCUCGACGAGCGCGCGCGGAUUUCCGGCGGCGAGCGCCGACGAGACGCGCGCGGAUUUCGCGAGUCGAGUAGACGCGAUCGCGCGUCGAGGAGGGAAAUUACCCAUGGUCGUGGGAGCUUUAGAGGACGAAGGACGAUCGCGACCGACGAGCGAGGCGAUCGGGGACGGGGAGAAGGAGAGGAUUCGCGCGUUGGUGCGAGACGCGCGGACGCACGCGGAGGAGGCGGAGACGAGCGCGAGCGACGACGCGGAUGACUUGACCCCGCUCGAGCGAAGGUCGGCGAUCGAUUAUGCGACGGAGAUGGGGUUGUUCGGUUGGUCGCCGACGGUCGUGGAUGGGGAUUUGGAGACGGACGCGAAGGGACGCGCGGCGUAUUGUUGCGCGCUUUGCGGCGUGCGCGCGCCGGAAUGGACAUUCACACCUCUGAUUGCGAGUCGUAAGCAGCUCGCGAUGGCGCAGAGUUCGUCGAGCAAGAAACCAAAGACGACGCUGGCGGCGCUUCGAGGUGCCGCCGGUGGGACGUACGGUUUGGGGACGUUGCGGAGCGCCGUCGCCGCCGCCGCCGCCGCGCCGUUCGCCCCGAAACUUCACGAGGAGAAACCGGCGCACUCGCCGAGCGUCAAGUCGAAAUGGGUCGCCGCCGUCGCCGGCGCGAGCGUUUUGUCCAAGCUCACGGCGAGCAUCGCGGGCGGUGGUGCGAGUGAUGCGAAGGUGGAUUCCACGCCUUUUGGUUCGACGACGUCGUCGACGCCGUUAUUCGGUAGCCCGCGUCCGGUGACCACGAUGACCGACGCUACGCCGUCGGCAACGCUCGAUUCCGAACAAGGUUCAAAGUUUGCGUCAAUCGUCGUCGCCGCGGCGACGAAAAAACUCGCCGCGGCGAAGAAGCGCAAACGCGUCGCCGUCGACGAAAACGCCAAGCUCAACAUCCCCGCGCUCGCCGUGCGUUUCAACGUCAUCGACGAGCACUUGCCCUACUGCCCCUGGAUCAGCACUCGACUCGACCAUCGCGACGUCGACCCAGGCUGGCGCGCCACGCUCGACGUGCUCGUUCCGAGCGCGGCGGCCGACGCGCCCGACGCCGCCGCGCGCCGACGCGCCGACAAUUUCAAAGUCGUCGAUUACGCCCGCGCGCGCGACAUGGUUCGCAAGUACUUACCGUCGUCUUAG
This is a messenger RNA of Ostreococcus lucimarinus CCE9901, 1599 nucleotides long. RefSeq lists its product with no specific name. The transcript has a single exon. The coding region runs from base 1 to 1599 and encodes 532 amino acids. NCBI's taxonomy places the organism in Eukaryota, Viridiplantae, Chlorophyta, Mamiellophyceae, Mamiellales, Bathycoccaceae. Gene Ontology annotation, cellular component: nucleus. The record is from RefSeq and is a predicted model, not a curated record. Gene Ontology annotation, molecular function: zinc ion binding.